Molecule: messenger RNA, 1665 nt
Organism: Loxodonta africana (African savanna elephant)
Lineage: Eukaryota; Metazoa; Chordata; Mammalia; Proboscidea; Elephantidae
Product: olfactory receptor 6C75
Exons: 1
Coding region: 727-1665 (312 amino acids)
Biological process (GO): G protein-coupled receptor signaling pathway
Cellular component (GO): membrane
Molecular function (GO): G protein-coupled receptor activity; olfactory receptor activity
Source: RefSeq, a predicted model, not a curated record
GGGAAUAAAAAGAAACAAAAAAGUAAACUUUGCCUCAUUCAAAACUUAUCUUGGUUGUUGAGCUUUUCUCAUUGUUUCACUCUCAAGAAAACUAUACUCAAUAUUGUAGAGAAGUGCUGCAUUAGUCUAGAGAUAGGAUUACUAAGAACACUUGUGGUUUACAAAAAUCAAAUUAGGGGCUAAAUAAAAGUAUGACUUUAUGUACCAGAGAGUAGAUUAAUGAUAAGUAGACAGUGAAUAAAAGUAUACUCAACAUGCAUACAUUCCCAUCUUACAAGACACUAUUAAAACAUGGUAUUAAUUAAAACUAAAAUGUCUCAGAACAAAAUUGGAAUUAAAAUUCAAGAUAGAAAAAAUAGAAAAACAAAUGAAUAGGAAAGCAAAUUGUAAAUUUCAAAGUGUGUUGAUGUACCCUGGAGUGAAUUCUCAGAUUUGUACGACCGGAAAAGAUUUUAACUGCUGAGAUUGUAAUAUUUUUUUCUUCUUUUAAGGAAACCUACUGAAACAUUAAAAAGACAGAGACUUAAAAUGAAAUAUAUAUAUAUAAAAAUACCAAAGGAAAUAUAGCACUAAUAUAUAAGGUAACAAGUGUAUUUAAAAAUAAUUUAUUCACUUCUGUUUGAAAGCAAUUUUUUUUUCUUUUUUAGCUUUCCUACUGGUGCCAUAACUUUCUUAUUUUUAUUUUGCAGAUAAAGGCAGAAAAAUACCAUAAAAAAGAAAGAAAAUAUGAAAAAUUACACAGAAGUAACAGAGUUUAUUCUACUAGGAUUGACAAAUGACCCACGGGAGCAGGUUGUGCUUUUCGUAUUUCUUCUUGUCACCUACAUGCUAAGUGUGAGUGGGAACCUGAUCAUUAUCACCCUCACCCUUUCAGAUCCCCAUCUCCAGACUCCCAUGUAUUUCUUCCUUCGGAAUUUCUCCUUCCUGGAAAUAUCAUUCACGUCUGUUUGCAUUCCCAGAUUCCUAGUCACCAUUGUAACCGGGGACAGAGCCAUCUCCUAUAGUGGCUGUGUGGCUCAGCUAUUUUUUGUCAUCCUUUUGGGGGUGACAGAGUUUUACCUCCUGGCCGCCAUGUCCUAUGACCGCUAUGUGGCCAUCUGCAAACCUUUGCAUUACACCACCAUCAUGAGCCGCAGAGUCUGUAUCCUGCUCGUUUUUAGCUCUUGGUUUGCGGGAUUCCUGAUCAUCUUUCCACCAAUAAUCCUGCUGCUGCAGCUGGAUUUCUGUGCCUCCAAUGUAAUUGAUCAUUUUAUCUGUGACUCUUCUCCAAUUCUGCAGCUUUCUUGCACAAAUACUCACUUUCUAGAACUCAUGGCUUUUUUUUUAGCUGUGAUAACACUCAUGGUCACCUUGACACUAGUUAUUCUCUCCUACACGUAUAUCAUCAGGACAAUUCUGAGAAUUCCUUCCAUGAGUCAAAGGAAAAAAGCCUUUUCCACUUGUUCCUCCCACAUGAUCGUUGUCUCCCUCUCUUAUGGCAGUUGCGUCUUCAUGUACAUUAAGCCUUCUGCAAGGGAAAGGGUGACAUUAAGCAAAGGAGUAGCUGUGCUCAAUACCUCAGUGGCUCCCCUCUUGAAUCCCUUCAUAUAUACACUAAGGAAUCAGCAAGUGAAACAAGCCUUCAAUAUCAUGGUCCAGAGGAUGGUCUUUCCUUCAAAUAAAUGA